AUGGCCACCACGAGAUCCCCGCUCGUGGCAAGCCACUCACCCCGCAUCCUGGGUUCUCCAUGGCCGUUAGUUCUCUGCGCGAAGGUAGUCUUCGGGAUGAACGCUCUCAACGGCCGUGAGCCGGACGGCAAGUCUUAUAUGGGAGGGAACUGGGACAUGACAAAUGCAGCAUCGUUCAUCGAGUACACCGUCAGUAAGGGCUACGACAUCCAUGGUUGGGAGCUCGGAAAUGAGCUCGGAGGCAAGGCAGUCGGCACCUUGAUCGCGGCUGACCAAUAUGCUAAAGACGUGACCUUUCUGAAAUGGGUCGUCGAAGAUACUUACGAGGACAGCCCAUCGAAGCCGCUGCUGCUCGCUCCGGGAAGCUUCUUCGACAAAGACUGGUUCAGUGAGUUCAUCACCAAAACCAGUCCAGAUACCGUCAGUGUGGUCAGCCACCACAUCUACAAUCUGGGGGCAGGAGUAGAGACCGGCCUCGUCAAGAGGAUCCUCAACCCCUCUUACCUCGACGGGGUGGCGAGACAAUUCAGUGAUCUCCAGGAGUUGCUGAAAACCGCAGGGUCGUCGGUCGUCGCGUGGGUCGGCGAGGCUGGAGGGGCUUACAACAGUGGCCACCACCUUGUCACUGACGCGUUUGUGUUCAGCUUCUGGUACCUGGACCAACUUGGCAUGUCAGCGAAGUACAACACAAAGACUUACUGCAGGCAGAGCUUCAUUGGUGGCAACUAUGACCUGCUCAACACAACAACAUUCCAACCAAACCCUGACUACUACAGUGCGCUACUAUGGCAUCGCCUGAUGGGAACCAAAGUUCUAGAUGCCAAAUUCAGCGGCACCACCAACCUGAUCCGUGCCUACGCACAUUGUGCGAAGAACUCGUCAGGCAUCAGUUUGUUGUUGAUGAACCUGCACGGCAACGCCAGGAACGAUGUGUCCUUGACAAGUGAGGAGCUGCUUGUAGUUGACGCGUCUGGAGUCACGAGGGAGGAGUACCACCUCCUCCCUGAAGGUGGCGACAUUCACAGCCAGGUGAUGCUGCUCAACGGAAGGGCCUUGACCACCGAUGCGGACGGGAACAUCCCUAGGAUGGAGCCCAUCAUUGUGCAUGCAGCGCAGCCCAUUGCCAUUGCGCCUCUGUCCAUCGUCUUUGCCCACAUGCCCAAUUAUUAUGCCCCUGCGUGUAGUUAA
This is a messenger RNA of Triticum turgidum subsp. durum (durum wheat), 1188 nucleotides long. NCBI's taxonomy places the organism in Eukaryota, Viridiplantae, Streptophyta, Magnoliopsida, Poales, Poaceae. The record is from the annotation of a GenBank genome assembly.